This is a messenger RNA of Podospora bellae-mahoneyi, 798 nucleotides long. RefSeq lists its product as uncharacterized. The record is from RefSeq and is a predicted model, not a curated record. The transcript has 2 exons. Bases 1 to 798 code for a protein of 265 amino acids. Lineage: Eukaryota; Fungi; Ascomycota; Sordariomycetes; Sordariales; Podosporaceae.
AUGUACUCUCAGCGCUUGCUCAUGACCCACCCGCACCCCCCUCUACCUCUCAGCCCUUCAAGCCACGGCGCAUACAAUAAAACGGCUCUUGGAAUCGAGACAGUGGAGGGCUCGCGGAAAUGCUCGGUCCAGCGAUCAUGGUGUGUUCACCGACGUCAAUCGAGUGCCCUUCGCCCCAGCGAAUGGAGAAUGGAGAAUGUGACGACUGGGGAGGUUAAGGCUGAGUCUGGUCUAUGCGAACAUGCAUUCGGCAUGGCCGGCCCUGUCUCUUCCCGGCCAGAGUGCCAGCUUUUCCUCGCGGAAGGUGUCAAGAUUGGCAAGAUGUCACUUGGAGAUGGUGGAGCUGAAAAGGGAAGUAGCGAGGACGGGGACCUUGCAGCCAUGCAGCUGGGCAAGGCAGAUCAGCCAAUCUAUUGUCUCUCCGAUACCACCAAGAAAUCUCGAGCGAAUUUCCAACGGGCUCGCUGCAGACUGCAGACGCCUCGCAUCACGCAUCACGCGCUUCAAACUUAUUCCACCCUCCACUUCCUCCUCCACCUCCUCACCCAUCAUCGCUGGCUGCAUGCGCAGGAAGAUCACCCGUCUGGAUCGAGUGCCCUCGACUCACCGAAUCACAGGCCUCACACUCCGACCCCGCACAGCACUUGGCCAUGCCAGAACGUGGCCACCACCACGCACACUCCCAAUAGUUCGCGGGAGAAACUGGGGGCUAAUACUACUCUGGCAUCGUCAGCCGCCCUGCUACACCCCACGCUGUGGACUCUAUAUCCGACACUACCUCGACGCUACCUAGAGUAG